Oppia nitens is the source of this 1787-nucleotide messenger RNA. It is a transcript of the gene RanBPM, whose product is annotated as ran-binding protein 9-like. The coding region runs from base 170 to 1759 and encodes 529 amino acids. Gene Ontology annotation, biological process: cell surface receptor signaling pathway; cytoskeleton organization. The transcript is spliced from 2 exons. Lineage: Eukaryota; Metazoa; Arthropoda; Arachnida; Sarcoptiformes; Oppiidae. The record is from RefSeq and is a predicted model, not a curated record. Gene Ontology annotation, cellular component: cytoplasm. Gene Ontology annotation, molecular function: protein binding.
AAAUAAUUAUUGAAUCAAUUGUUAGGACAAUCACUUGAAUACUCAAUCGUAUUAUUGAUUGGAUCCGAUAUAUCACUUCAAGUGUUUGUUUUUAUUUUUCAUUUGAUUGCUACCGUCGGACAAGUAGUGACCAGUAAGUUGUUGUGUUGAGGACAGCAAAGGACCAGCAAUGACAUCAUCGUCAUCGCAGUCGCCAAUAGGCGGCCAAAUGGAUCAAUCAGGUGAUAGCAAUCGGUCAUAUGAUCCCAACACACGAUCAAAUAGUAUGUCACCAAUUCCUGCCACUUCGUCGACGCCAUUAAAUGUCAGCGAAGGUCUAUCACGACUCCAACAACUCUAUCCAUACGUGGAUGAGUCAGAGCUGCCCAAGUCGUGGUCAGCCAAAGACAAAGCAAACUUUAUCACUCUUUCAGAGAAUAACCUCAAAGUACACUACAAAGGCGUCGGAAAGGGUCAUAAGGAUGCGGCCGCCGUUCGGGCCACUCAUUCCAUUCCUAGCGGUUGUCUUCUCUAUUACUAUGAGAUCAAGAUUAUCAGCAAAGGAAGGGAUGGCUAUAUGGGCAUUGGUUUGGCCGCACAAGGAGUUAAUAUGCAACGACUACCCGGUUGGGAUAAACAAUCGUAUGGAUAUCAUGGAGACGAUGGUCACUCAUUUAACAGCAGUGGUACUGGACAGCCGUACGGCCCAACGUUUACUACCGGAGACAUAAUCGGUUGCGGAUAUAAUUUGAUUUUAGGAAACUGUUUUUAUACGAAAAACGGUCUCAAUCUUGGCGUUGCGUUUUCCGAUUUGCCAAACGUUCCCCUCUAUCCCACUGUUGGUCUUCAGACACCCGGAGAGGAAGUCGAAGCCAACUUCGGAAUGCAACCCUUCUGUUACGACAUCGAAGAAGAUAUAAUUGCAUUGAAAAAACAUUUAACCGAAUCUAUUGUCGAAUUUCCCGUUAAGUAUACCGAAUGGCAGACAACGAUACAUCGUUUGGUUCAGUCGUGGCUCAUCCACAACGGCUAUUGUUCGACUGCCGAAGUGUUCAGCAAAACAACAAAACUAGACUUUAAAGAGAAUGUUCAACACAUCAAACAAAGACUCAAAAUUCAACAAUUAGUUCUUAACGGACACAUUGGCGAAGCCAUUAGUCUUACAAAUAAAUUAUAUCCAAAUGUGCUAAAAGACAAUCCGAAUCUUUUGUUUGCAUUAAAGUGUCGACAAUUUGUUGAAUGGAUUAGUGGUAAUGAAUCGGAUAAAGCGCCCAUUGGUGCGGCCGCCGCAAUGACCGCAUCCUAUUCACCGAAUAAUUCGACUAAUGGUGUAAAUGAUUGCAAUGGCAACUCAAGUGAACAGAUGGAAGUCGACGUCAACGACAACAAUACAAAUGAUACGAACAACACGUACUCUGAAGAGCAAAGUGUCAGUGAAGAAACUGAAGCCAAAUUUACUCGACUACUGGCGUUCGGCAAAGAAUUGAACGCAUUGUCCCAACAGCUGAAGAGACAGUUUGGCACAAAUGAAUUCAACAGACAACUACUUCAGGACACUUUCAGUCUUCUAGCUUAUAGUGAUCCGUGGAGUUCACCCGUCGGCUGGCACUUGAAUCCCAGCGAACGCGAGGGCGUCUGUCAACAGCUAAACAAUGCCAUUGUUAUGUCCGAUUCGGGUGGUGCCACACAUCGGGUGGCCCUCGAGACUAUCAUUAAGCACACGAAAGCACUGUUACCUAAAAAUGGCCAGUGCGGUGCAUGGCUCGUAGAUAAAAUCUAAUUAUUUAUAUUAAUAUUAUUAUUAAUAA